AUGGCUGAAGAUUACUACACGCGCGAGGAGGAUAAUUACGAGGACGAAGAGCUCGACCAGACCAGCUUCAAAUCAGUCAAAGAUGCGGUGUUGUUUGCCAUAGACAUCAGCAGCUCGAUGCUCACGCCUCGUCCAUCACCUGAUCCUAAGAAACAUGGCGACGAAUCACCCGCGUCUGCAGCCUUGAAGUGUGCAUACCAUCUGAUGCAACAGCGCAUCGUCUCCAACCCUCAUGAUAUGAUUGGCGUUCUGCUCUACGGAACGAAAUUAUCCAAGUUCUAUGAUGAAAAUGAGGACGACCAAGAAGAUCUGUCAUAUCCCCACUGUUAUCUGUACACGGAUCUUGAUGUUCCAUCAGCCCAGGAAGUCAAGCACUUACGGUCCCUCACAUCUCCAGCAGAUGGUGACGAUGACGUACGGCAGAUCUUGGAACCAUCGAAGGAGCCAGUUUCAAUGGCCAAUAUGCUGUUCUGCGCAAACCAGAUCUUUACCUCGAAGGCUCCAAACUUCUCAUCUCGACGACUGUUUGUCGUGACUGACAACGAUAAUCCCCACGCAGACAAUAAGGCAAUGCGGUCCGCCGCAACAGUUCGCGCAAGGGACUUGUACGAUCUUGGUGUCAAUAUCGAGUUGUUUCCCAUCUCUCAAUCAGAUCACGAAUUCGACACCUCUAAAUUCUACGAUGACAUCAUCUACAAAACAUCGCCCAGUGAUGGUGAUGCCCCGGCAUACCUACAGCCGGACACCAACGCAUCGACUGGUAAAGGUGACGGACUCACAUUGCUUAAUUCUCUAUUGUCUAGCAUCAACUCGAGAUCCGUACCCCGCCGAUCGCUGUUCUCAAAUGUGCCACUUGAGAUCGGACCUGAUUUCAAGAUAUCCGUCAAUGGAUAUUUGCUGCUCAAAAAGCAAGAGCCUGCCAGGAGUUGCUUCAUAUGGCAAGGGGGCGAGACUGCUCAGAUUGCUCAAGGUGUCACAACUCUAAUGUCCGACGAGACCGGACAGGAGAUCGAUAAGUCUAGCAUUCGAAAGGCAUACAAGUUCGGCGGUGAGCAGGUUUCAUUCAGCAUUGAAGAACAACAGGCGCUAAGGAACUUCGGUGACCCUGUGAUCCGUAUUAUUGGGUUCAAGCCCUUGUCAGCCCUGCCGUUCUGGGCCAAUGUCAAACACCCCUCAUUUAUCUAUCCCUCCGAAGAGGGUUACAUUGGCUCCACACGGGUCUUUUCUGCAUUGCACCAGAAACUUCUCGAUUCCGAGAAACUGGCUUUGGUUUGGUUUAUCCCCCGCAGAAAUGCCUCACCGGUCUUAGCUGCUAUGAUUGCUGGAGCUGAAAAGAUCGACGAGAAUGGCGUGCAGAAAAUUCCACCUGGGAUGUGGAUUAUCGCGCUUCCUUUCGCAGAUGAUGUGCGCCAAAAUCCAGAUAGUAAGAUUAACCGAGCAGGGGACGCAUUGAAUAAUGCCAUGCGGGAUGUUAUUCGCCAAUUGCAGCUUCCCAAGGCUAUAUACGACCCUUCAAAAUAUCCGAACCCUUCGCUUCAAUGGCACUAUCGUAUCUUACAGGCUAUCGCCUUGGACGAAGAUUUCCCAGAAUCACCAGAUGAUAAGACUGUGCCCAAGUACCGACAGGUUCAUAAGCGCGCUGGCGACUAUAUUCUUAAAUGGGCGGAGGAACUUAACUUGCAGGCCUCCGAGAUGUUUGACGGCUCAGCAGCCACCUCCACGCUGGUAAAGCGAGGUGCGAAGACCGAGCCUGCUAGCGACCACCCACCAAAGCGAGUUAAGAUUGAAGACAGCGCCCCUGGAGUGGAAGAUGAAGUAAAAAAGUGCUUUGACAAAGGCACUGUUUCCAAGCUUACGAUGGUCGUGCUGAAGGAGUUCUUGCAUUCGCAUGGGCGUGCCACAGCAGGGAAGAAAGCAGAUCUUGUAGAGCGAGUUGAGCAGUAUUUUGAGCAAAAGCUUUAA
This is a messenger RNA of Penicillium roqueforti, 1962 nucleotides long. RefSeq lists its product as uncharacterized. Lineage: Eukaryota; Fungi; Ascomycota; Eurotiomycetes; Eurotiales; Aspergillaceae. The transcript has 6 exons. Gene Ontology annotation, biological process: double-strand break repair via nonhomologous end joining; cellular response to X-ray; telomere maintenance. Gene Ontology annotation, cellular component: nucleus; Ku70:Ku80 complex. The record is from RefSeq and is a predicted model, not a curated record. Gene Ontology annotation, molecular function: double-stranded DNA binding; DNA helicase activity; telomeric repeat DNA binding. The coding region runs from base 1 to 1962 and encodes 653 amino acids.